Jaminaea rosea is the source of this 1002-nucleotide messenger RNA. RefSeq lists its product as hypothetical. The coding region runs from base 1 to 1002 and encodes 333 amino acids. The transcript has a single exon. NCBI's taxonomy places the organism in Eukaryota, Fungi, Basidiomycota, Exobasidiomycetes, Microstromatales. The record is from RefSeq and is a predicted model, not a curated record.
AUGACCAUCCCACCCCUCGACCCCACUUACCCACUCUGCGCCUCGACUGUCCCCGCGGAAGGCUUGCCCUCGAGCGCAGACGCAGCCACGCCCCUCCUCAUCGCCUUGGUCAAGCAGUCGCUCAACCUCGUCCGCUCGUCCCAAGCAUGGAAGAAGGGCAAGCAGUUCGGCAAGGAAGACCAGAAGGAGGGCGGCAAAGUGCAAGCGCUGUACUGCCCGAGCGAUAUGGAGGGACGGCUCAAGAAGUGCGGCUGGCAUGCGCGCUUGUCCAAGCACAACCCCGUGGAAGGAGGAUUGAGCUUCACGGACCUGUACGAUGGGCUGGGAACAGAGGACCACACCUUGAACGAGAAGGGAUACAUCAGCGAUAUCCUCGAAUCGCUGCAGGUGGGCGUCGUCAUCCCCGGUCGAGCAGAGGUGUGGCGCAACUCAUACAAUCUGCCGAGCUUGACCGCGAAUCGCGACUUUGUCGAGCUCGUCGUCACGCUCCCCUUGCCACCGAGUCCGGAACCUUUCAGCCCCGCACAUGAGGAGGUCAUCCUCAAGGCGCUCAGUACCAAGCCCUUGCAGCUACCGCAGGACCCCGGAUCCCCGAGUCAGGGGCGUCGCUCUUUCUUGGUCGUCUCCCUCCCCGUAGCCCACCCUUCGGCACCCGAACGACCAGAGGAGUUUGUACGCGCCAAGUACGCUUCGGUCGAGGCGGUCUGGGAGGGCGCGCACCACGCCGAGGGGCAGGAGCCGGACAUCGAAUGGCUCAUGGCCGUCCAAUCCGACUCGAGCGGGAAGAUCCCCCUCGUCUUCCAAGAGAUGGCCAUGCCGGGCAAGAUUGCGCACGACGUGCCCCUCUUCUACGAGUGGGCGCGCAAGCAGAAGGCGAAGCAUGGGAGGGUGGGCCACGAUGAGGCAAGGAAUGUCGUCGAGGGGCAAGGGGCAGGGACCAGCGCUGCGCCGGCCGCUGCGACGGUUGAAGGUGAGGGGGCAGCACCUGUGGGGCCAGCUUAG